UCAACGGAGGAUGUCUGUGGCGCAGCGCAGAGAAAUUGUCUAAACCUAUUCAAGAUACCUGUAGGAACUGUAAAAGUGUUGUUGUCGCAUCGGUGUAAAGAUCUCAUCUUUUUUUUGUUAUAAGCAAUUGGAACAGAUAUAACAUUUACACACAUUCCCAUACAACAUCACCGUGCGCUGAUGGACAAUUACGCGCAGAAGUUGCGGUGCGUAAUCAUGAUAAUCAUUGCGGAUGGCUGUGUUUCAUGUUCUUGGAUUAUGCGUACAAGCUUGUUAUGAUACCUGGUCAUCGCCUUUCCUUCGUCUACAGUGGAGAAGAAAAGUAACAAAGGGACGCACAUGAUGAGAAGCGCGGGGUUGUUGCUUGGCUACUUUUUGGUGAAAGUUCUUGUAUGCGACGCGGAGGGGGAGCCAGGGCAGAAGCUAGACGGCUUUAUUAUGGUACAAACGGGUACCAACGAGUCAAAAUUGAACGGAAAGAAUAGCGUUUCGGAGAGUCCGCAUACAGAGGACAGGUGCCGGGGUUAUUACGAUGUGAUGGGCCAGUGGGAUCCGCCGUUUGUGUGCCAGACGGGCAGUUACCUGUACUGCUGCGGGACCUGUGGCUUCAGAUUCUGCUGUGAGUUUACAAGCUCGCGGCUGGACCAGACCACCUGCAAAAACUAUGACACCCCGCCUUGGAUGAUGACAGGCAGACCCCCGCCUAAGAAAAAAGACCCCACUCACGACCCCACAAAGGAUAAAACAAACUUAAUUGUGUAUAUAAUAUGUGGAGUUGUUGCCAUAAUGGCCCUCGUUGGGAUUUUCACAAAACUUGGACUUGAAAAGGCGCACCGUCCACACAGAGAAAACAUGUCAAGGGCUCUAGCCCAGGUGAUGCGCCAGCCUGGUCCAGGAGAACACUCAGAAGACAUUGGAGUGCAUGGACAGCACUAUGACAACAUGCAAGCCAACAGGGUACCUGCGAACAGUCUCCAGGCUAACCAGAUGAACAGUGUGGGUCCAGGAUCAUCACUAAUGCCAGGCUUAGGGUCUCCUCCCCACCCCUACCCUUCCCUGGGACAGAUCACUAGCCCCUAUGAGCAACAGCAACCUGGGAAAGAGCUCAAUAAGUAUGCCUCCCUCAAGGCUGUCGCGGAGAAGGUUAAUGACAACUUCUACACCAACCGGCGGCACAUGGUAGAGAUGGCAGCCAAGGGCAGUCUCCCUAUGCACCCGAUGCAUCGCAUAGAGCAGGAGCCCAGCAACCCCUACAGCCCUCCCUUACAGCCUUCCCUAAAGCAGAACGGACACAAGUCCAAAAGCACCAAGGGCCACAGCAGCCACAGCAGCAGCUCCCACACCCUGGCCUAUGGCUCCAAUACAAUCACUAACCCGGGGAUGCAGAAGAACUGGGACGGCUCAGAGACGGUGGGCCGCCGGCAGAGCCACGGCACUAAGAAACACUGCACCAUAGAGCAGGUGAACGAGAUGCACAGCACCUCGCGCAGCCAGCACUACAUGCCUCCGCAGCCCUACUUUGUCAGCAACAGCAAGACAGAAGUGACUGUCUGAUCUGAGAACCCACCCCACCACCAUAACCACUAUAACCCCAGCUGUAAGAAAGAGAGAUCGAGAGAGAGAGCGAGAGAGAGAGAGAGAGAGAGAGAGAGAGAGAGAGAGAGAGAGAGAGAGAGAGAGAGAGAGAGAGGCUGAAGUAGGACAGCAGUCAAUGAUUGAGUGCACCUCUCUAUGGGUGCUGUGUGUCUACUAAUGCGUGUGGCUGACUGUGCAUGUGACAGGCAUGUGUGGGACUCCUGCCAGUCGGAGGAGAGUGACCGGAACAACAUACUCCAAAUCUCCAAGUUUUCGGUCAUCACUGUAUUGAUGAUUAUAUUGCAACUAAUACAAACAAAUCAUAUACUGCAAGUCAGACUAACAUCAGUGAGCAGAGCAUAGUAAUGAUUGACCUCCGAUGGACAGAUUAGCCAGGAUGAGUCUGGAGCCAUGCAGCGGUGGAAGAGACUGGAACUGGACAAAAGCCCAGUGGCAUUAGACUUUUCCUAUUGUCAGUAUAAACUGAGAUCUCAAAGGGCCUGAAAAUGUGUAUCAUCUCAUGUAGUUUCCACUGACUCCGCCUUGGAUAAGCCAGUGGGUUUGAACUAGACGCAGUGGAGCAGAUGAGUGGAGCAGCCGAUAGUAAAGGGAUACAUUGUUCUCCUCAACAUUGAUUGACAUUUCCUCAGAUGUUGUGUAGUGUAUAUACUGUGCGGGGACUUGUUGGUAAUGCUCAAGCUCGGGAACCUCAGGCUCAUGAUUACAUCUAUAGGGAAACAGUAACCAUUUCAGAUAUGGACUGUAUAUUCUCCUUCAGAAACUACAGAGCAUGAGGUGGAUGAGACUGCACCAAACCAGUUCUGUAGCCACAACGUUACACACACCCUACUCUGCUCUCUCUGGUGUUAGGGCUGUGCCUUUCUCUGAGGAAACUAUGAAAUACUGUUCAAAUCAAAGAGCUCGUCUUAUAAACCACUGCAUAAGUUGUGGAAUUUAUUUAAAUGUCUUCAUCUUGCAAACAGGUCCACAGCUGUCAGUUGAAAACGGUGAGUUGCAUCUAUCACUUAAACAUUCUUUAUUUCUGUUUCCAUUCGACAAUGCAUUGUGUGUGUGUUUACCUUGGUACCUUAGAACAAUGAUAGAGAAAACACAGAAGGAAUUGUGUCCUUUCCAUACAUGCAACAUCACUGCCAAUAAAUGAGUGAAUAUAUUGCCUAUAAUUCCAAAAUUGAUUAGUAUGGGAUUAAUAUUGUGCAGUGGUACCUGUUUCUCACCCACCUCCAUCAAUACUACCAAAUCUUUACAUGGCCUAGAGCCAGGCCCCAAGCUCAGACUGUUGUGGCAGUAGAAAACUACUGAGGGCUCCUUUACGGCUACCCAGAGAGUUGAUAAAGGGUUGUGGAUGUUCCUGAAACAGCCAUGAAAGGUAAAGCCUGGGUAAAUAGAGUGGAUGGAUUUCAUUUAGUAUAAGAUCAACCCCUGGAUUAAGACAGACAAGGUCCUCUGAAAUCACCAUGAGUUGAUGUCAUUGCAUGCACAAAUCAAACUUUAACUAUAUGUAAAAUAGAAAUUGCAAUACAUUAUGUACUAAUUAUUGACUAAAAAAAGUAUUAUUUGUUUCUUAUUUUUCUUAUUAUUAUUUAAAAAAGAAAAUCUAAAUUUUCAUCAACUUUAUAAGAUAUACACAUAAAAAUAAAAUGUGUUCAUUUUGAAUAUCGGGAGUAGCCUACUAAAACAUCUGAGAGUACGCAUGUACAAACACACAGGUCAAGAUGUGCCUGUCUUUUCCAUUGGGCUCGUUGUGCGUCAUCAGAUGAAAAAUAGUACAUUUUUCUCCCAACACUCCAUUCUUGGGAGCCCACACGAGCAACACAGUGCAUUAGCAUGCCACACUUACCAAAAAAAAGCGUUUUAAAUAAAGGGCUUCUGAUGCAAUUUGCCAUGUGUUGCGUUUGUCACUGCCCACUGAUUCAAGAGCAGCCCACACUUUGUCUGUAUGUCUUAAUCAUGUCUCUCAACUUUCCAUGGCUUUCCACUGUCCAUUUGUCUGUCUACUAGUGACAAAGUGGCUCUAAUGGCUGGAGGAGUGACAGCCAGCAGCUUGACGCUCAUUCUCUUACUCACCACAUGAGAUCUGGUCAGAAUAGACAUGAGUCACAAUCCCUGCUCUUAGAAUUUUGGAAAGCAUUAGAGGUGGACAAAAAGUGUUUAUUUUGUGGUUGGUAUAGUAUGAAAAAACACAAGUCGACAUUUUUGGAUUAGACUAAGGGAACAAUCCUCAAUACUGAUUUGCUAAGGCCUACUAUACAAUACUGAUUUGCUAAGGCCUACUAUACAAUACUGAUUUGCUAAGGCCUACUAUACAAUAAGUGCUUGUAUUUUUAACCACAUUUGAACCAGAUAUGUAUUGUAUAGUCAGGCACACAACUAUAUGUUUUGAGUGUGUUAUCACAUUGUCAGUGAAACGUAAUGCACCAAUACUAUAGAUUGCUGCUAUAUGCUAACAACCAAGGCACCAUCUCCCAUUUCUCAUAAUGAAUAUGUUCAAACCUUUAUUUUGCUGUUGCUUGACGUAACUCACAGUCACACAAACUGCAACACGUUGUAUUGUUGUUUCAUCACACAAGCCACUUGUAUGGAGAAUUGUCUAGACUAGACUCGUCAUAUGUGCCGUUUUUGGCAUAUAUGCAACGCAUAUCAGUUCAACAUUUGCACCAAUAAGACAGAAGACUUCAGAAUACCAAAUGUGUGUGAAGUGAUGCAAAAAAAAGGUACACAUGUAUGUAUUUGGGUAUGACAUUUGUCUAUACAAAACAAUGUCCGACAAUAAAAAUGGCAAGGAAAAGUACUGCAAAUUUGCAUUGACUGCAAAAGGGCUGAUUCUUUAGGUCAUAAAUAUAGAGACAUAUUUAGUAUGGCUGUCCAGUACAUAGUUAAGGUGAUGUUUUGGUAGGGCCAUAGAAUAAGUCUGUGCCUUGUGUCCAAAUUAAAUGUGCACCUGAUUUAAUUGUCCAAAUACUGACUGGUCUAUGAACAUAUUGAUGCAUAAUAUUAUACUGUAUAGCAUGAUAUGAAAUCACUGUUCCACUUCAGAGGACCCUCUCAAUAACAAUAUCAUAUCCAACAAGAGUUCAUUUUUUAAAACUAUAAUCACCAGAUAAUGUGUCUGGUUUCUCAGUGUUAAAACAUGUGCAGAAGUCCACAGCUCCAUUGAUUGUAGAUAGAGUGCACCUAUUAUACUGUAUGCAUCCACAGUGCAUUGAAGAUAUUUUGUCAUAAUUUUAGUCAUGGAGGGAACCUACAGUAACACUUGUAUGUGUAGUAGUGAAGUAUAACUCCCUCACUCAAAUAGCUUCCAGUGAUAUAAUAGCAUAAAACAUGUACAUGACGUGUAGAUUGACGUUCUAGCUGACUGGUCAUCAUGGUCUGUAAUGGCAUACUGUAAAGUAAUAACACAAUGGCCAUUGACUCUAAAUCAUGUCCUAUGAAAUUAUGUAACUAUUUCCAUUCAAACUUUGCUCAUUUCUCAAUCUAAAUAAAAAACAUUAUUUACCUAAUCUGCAUUGAACUAAAUUGUGCCCCUGGCUGAGGCUGAAUUGCAUUCAUGAUGCAGCUAGUGGUCUUGGUUCCACCCUUUAGGAGUGGGAAGGCGAUGGUGCUCUUUGUCAGUGGAUCAUGUUAUUCGUGAAGCACAACUUAUUUUGUAUUCUAACAAAAUGAAAUAUUACUUGUCAUAAAUGUAUGUGCAAGUUGGGAAGAGGAAACUGCAUUGUAUUCUACACAUCUAAAAUCAUAUUUACAAUAAAUCUGUUUCUUCUCAAGA
This is a messenger RNA of Oncorhynchus keta (chum salmon), 5359 nucleotides long. RefSeq names its product protein shisa-9B-like. NCBI's taxonomy places the organism in Eukaryota, Metazoa, Chordata, Actinopteri, Salmoniformes, Salmonidae. Gene Ontology annotation, biological process: regulation of short-term neuronal synaptic plasticity; regulation of AMPA receptor activity. The transcript has 4 exons. The record is from RefSeq and is a predicted model, not a curated record. Gene Ontology annotation, cellular component: postsynaptic density; dendritic spine membrane; postsynaptic membrane. Bases 340 to 1554 code for a protein of 404 amino acids.